AAUCCACGCGCAGUCGCACCCUUCAUCUUUUCUUGGGUCAAGCAUCCGACUCGCAUCUCUAGUCUUCUCUUCUCUUUAUCCAACAUUUUCGCGUCUUUAAUUCCAACUUGUUACUUGCUAUCCCUAAGUAGACAUGGGUGAAUCUCGACAGGAGCUGGUGGCAUGGCUCAACAGCCUCCUCCAGUUGAACAUCACCAAGGUCGAACAAUGUGGUACUGGUGCGGCUCUUUGCCAGGUCUUCGACAGCAUCUUUCUCGAUGUUCCCAUGUCUCGCGUCAAGUUUAAUGUCAACUCGGAGUAUGCCUACAUCCAAAAUUUCAAGGUCUUACAAAACACCUUCGCCAAGCACGCCGUUGACAAGCCCGUCCCCGUUGAGGCCCUCGUCAAAUGCAAGAUGCAAGACAACCUCGAGUUCUUACAGUGGACUAAGCGAUAUUGGGACCAGUACUACCCAGGUGGUGACUAUGAUGCCGUCGCACGAAGAAAGGGUGGAGCUCUCCCUGCUGGUGGCGGCGGCGGCGGCGCGCGAGCAACUGGGGGUGCCGGAUCGGCUGCAGCUCGACGAGGUGGCACCACGCCCACAACCGGCCCACGUUUGGGCAAGGCUGGCGGUGGCGGCGCUGCAUCGGCUGCCCUGAUGCAAGAGAACGCGACCCUAAAGGAGACAGUCGUCGGCCUCGAACGCGAACGAGACUUUUACUUUAGCAAGCUACGAGACAUCGAACUCCUAAUCCAACAGGCUGUCGAGGAGGACCCCGAGAUCGAGAAGCAGGAGGACGGUCUCAUCAAGGCGAUCCAGUCGAUACUGUAUUCUACCGAGGAAGGAUUCGAGAUUCCCGCCGAAGGCGAGGCGCUAGAUGACCAGGAGACGUUCUAAGACGCCUUCAGGGGACGGAACAAAAUUAAUGAUUAGUCAUCCAGAAAGUUGGGCGGAUGAGCCACGAACUAAUGCCGGGUGGGGAUUGUUGUAUGAUGGAAGUCAAAAAC
Messenger RNA from Hypoxylon fragiforme, 987 nucleotides. Its product is annotated as calponin homology domain-containing protein. Bases 134 to 877 code for a protein of 247 amino acids. Gene Ontology annotation, molecular function: microtubule plus-end binding. Gene Ontology annotation, cellular component: spindle midzone; microtubule organizing center; microtubule plus-end. Gene Ontology annotation, biological process: regulation of microtubule polymerization or depolymerization; protein localization to microtubule plus-end; spindle assembly. NCBI's taxonomy places the organism in Eukaryota, Fungi, Ascomycota, Sordariomycetes, Xylariales, Hypoxylaceae. The transcript is spliced from 4 exons. The record is from RefSeq and is a predicted model, not a curated record.